This is a messenger RNA of Eptesicus fuscus (big brown bat), 1357 nucleotides long. It is a transcript of the gene NKX2-1, whose product is annotated as NK2 homeobox 1. Gene Ontology annotation, biological process: cell differentiation; regulation of transcription by RNA polymerase II. Gene Ontology annotation, cellular component: nucleus. NCBI's taxonomy places the organism in Eukaryota, Metazoa, Chordata, Mammalia, Chiroptera, Vespertilionidae. Gene Ontology annotation, molecular function: RNA polymerase II cis-regulatory region sequence-specific DNA binding; DNA-binding transcription factor activity, RNA polymerase II-specific. The coding region runs from base 50 to 1357 and encodes 435 amino acids. The record is from RefSeq and is a predicted model, not a curated record. The transcript has 4 exons.
AUGUCCUUGGAAAGUCAGCCCCGGCCCCAGCACCCCGCGCCUGCAGGCCAUGGGCGAGGGUCGGGGACACCAGGUUGGUCUGAGGGUUCGCCCCGACUCGCACGCUCCUUGGCUGGCGAUUGGGGCUCUGCGCCGCGACGCCCGCCCGAUGUGGCCCGGAGGCUGUGGGAAGGCGCGGGGCUGGGAGGCCGCGGCGGGAGGGAGGAGCAGCCCCUGCAGGCUCAGCCGCCGCCGAAUCAUGUCGAUGAGUCCAAAGCACACGACUCCGUUCUCAGUGUCUGACAUCUUGAGUCCCCUGGAGGAAAGCUACAAGAAAGCGGGCAUGGAGGGCGGCGGCCUGGGCGCCCCGCUGGCGGCGUACCGGCCGGGCCAGGCGGCGCCCCCGGCCGCGGCCAUGCAGCAGCACGCGGUGGGGCACCACGGGGCCGUCACGGCCGCCUACCACAUGACGGCGGCGGGGGUGCCCCAGCUGUCGCACUCCGCCGUGGGGGGCUACUGCAACGGCAACCUGGGCAACAUGAGCGAGCUGCCGCCCUACCAGGACACCAUGCGCAACGCCGCCUCGGGCCCCGGAUGGUACGGCGCCAACCCGGACCCGCGCUUCCCCGCCAUCUCCCGCUUCAUGGGCCCGGCGAGCGGCAUGAACAUGAGCGGCAUGGGCGGCCUGGGCUCGCUGGGGGACGUGAGCAAGAACAUGGCCCCGCUGCCGAGCGCCCCGCGCCGGAAGCGCCGGGUGCUCUUCUCGCAGGCGCAAGUGUACGAGCUGGAGCGGCGCUUCAAGCAGCAGAAAUACCUGUCGGCGCCGGAGCGCGAGCACCUGGCCAGCAUGAUCCACCUGACACCCACGCAGGUCAAGAUCUGGUUCCAGAACCACCGCUACAAGAUGAAGCGCCAGGCCAAGGACAAGGCGGCGCAGCAGCAGCUGCAGCAGGACAGCGGCGGCGGCGGCGGCGGGGGCGCCGGGUGCCCGCAGCAGCAGCAGCAGCAAGCGCAGCAGCAGUCGCCGCGCCGCGUGGCGGUGCCGGUCCUGGUGAAAGACGGCAAACCCUGCCAGGCGGGCGCCCCGGCGACGGGCGCCGUCGGCCUGCAGGGCCACGCGCAGCAGCAGGCGCAGCAGCAGGCGCAGGCCGCUCAGGCGGCGGCGGCGGCGAUCUCGGUGGGCAGCGGCGGCCCCGGCCUGGGUGCGCACCCGGGCCACCAGCCGGGCAGCGCGGGCCAGUCUCCGGACCUGGCGCACCACGCCACCAGCCCCGCGGCGCUGCAGGGCCAGGUCUCCAGCCUGUCCCACCUGAACUCCUCGGGCUCGGACUAUGGCACCAUGUCCUGCUCCACCUUGCUAUACGGUCGGACCUGGUGA